This is a messenger RNA of Penicillium diatomitis, 1953 nucleotides long. RefSeq lists its product as uncharacterized. The record is from RefSeq and is a predicted model, not a curated record. The transcript is spliced from 3 exons. Gene Ontology annotation, biological process: transmembrane transport. Gene Ontology annotation, molecular function: transmembrane transporter activity. NCBI's taxonomy places the organism in Eukaryota, Fungi, Ascomycota, Eurotiomycetes, Eurotiales, Aspergillaceae. Bases 1 to 1953 code for a protein of 650 amino acids. Gene Ontology annotation, cellular component: membrane.
AUGGGUUCUGUCAACAAGGAAGCUCUUCGCUUCGACGAGAUGGAGGUCCAGGAGAAGGCCGCCUUCGACGAUGUCAUCCGCCCCAAGGACUGUUAUGCCGCCGACGGCACCUACUGGGCUGAUCUGCCGCUGAGCCAGCGCAUCCGAUUCUGCAUGGAUCAGGAUCGCACUGAGGCCCGCAAGGAGUUCUCCUGGCUCUGGACCGAGUUCAAGAACGAUCCUCUGUCCCCCAUCUCUCACUACUUCAAGAACUUCGUUCUUCCCGGUGCCGGUCUGGGUCUCGAAGGUUACGUCCUCUUUUCCAUUGGUAACAACUCCGCUCUGUUCAAGGCCUCUUUCAAGAGCUGCUGGACAGGCAAGACUUGCGACCCUAACUGGAUUGCUGCUGUCAACUAUAUGGAAGUUGUUGGUAUCUUUGUUGGUCAAAUUCUCGUCGGUUAUCUGGGUGAUGCUAUCGGUCGUCGCUGGGGUCUGAUUCAGGAUGCCGGCAUCAUGUUUGUGGGUCUCCUCAUGCUGGUCGCUGCCUGGGGUGUCACGGAAAAUGGUUGGAUUAUCUGCUACGCCUGGUCGCUCUUCUUCUACUCCAUCGGUGUUGGUGGUGAAUACCCCAUGACUGCCACCAUCGGUAUGGAGAAUGGCUACGGCUCCGGCAAGAUUGUCACGUCGCAGGAUCGUCUGCACCGUGGCCGCUCUGUGGUCGGUGCCUUCAUGAUGCAGGGUUGGGGUCAGUUCGCCAACCAGGCUAUUCUCAUUCUGCUUCUGUUGAUCUUCCACUCCGGCUCCGGUUCCCUGCCCAUCUCGGCCACCACUACCCAGUGGACCUACCGUGUGUCGUUUGCCAUUCCGGCCGUGGGUACCGCCUGGCUCGUGUACUACCGUACCUACCACAUGCGCGCCGCCAGCAAGCAACUGGAGGCCAACAAGAAGAAGUCCUCCGUGACUGGCUACGAUACCGAGUCUCUCAAGCUCACUUUCCGCCACUUCACCCCGCGUCUGAUCGCUACCGCCGGUGGCUGGUUCGCCAACGAUGUCUUCUUCUACGGUAACAAGCUCUUCCAGGGUAACUUCAUCAAGGUUAUCAGCCCUGGCCACAGCAACAAUGUCAUCACCGACUGGCUCUGGAAUCUUGCCAAUAUCGGUGUCAGUCUGGCGGGCUACUACUGUGCGACCUGGUUCGUGGACACUAAGCUCUAUGGACGCAAGUGGAUGCAGAUCGUCGGUUUCCUGAUGUGCUUCAUCCUCUUCGUGGUCCCCGCCUUCAACUUCAAGUACUAUACCGAGCCUGCCCACAUCCACUCGUUCCAGGCGAUGUACUACCUGAGUUCGUUCUUCAACCAGUUCGGACCUAACUGUAUCACCUUCCUCGUCGCUGCCGAGUGCUUCCCUACCCCCAUUCGCGGUACCGCUCACGGUCUCUCUGCUGCCGCCGGCAAGCUCGGUGCCCUGAUCAUUGCCAUUAUUGGCUCCUACACUACCACCCAGCAGCAGUUCUACAUUGUGCCCUGGUUCGGACUCCUCGGUGUCUUGGUCACCUGGCUCUUCCUCCCCGAUACCACCGGUCUGGAUCUGCGUGAGCAGGAGCGUCGCUGGCGAUACAUCCGCGAGGGGCGCGAGCACGACUACCACGGUCCCGCCGUGCACUCCAAGCACUUGUCCGUUUGGGAGCGCUGGACCGGUAAGGGUAAGCACUACGAUGCUGAUCUCGACUACCAGAUGAAGGUCGAGGAGUUCCGCGCCGAGUGGGAGGCCGCCAUGGCUGCUCGCGGUGAGGAGACCACUCUCUACGAUCUGGAUGACGUUGAUGAGAACAUCCUCCACGGUGACAUGCACAAGUACUUUGAGCGUACUAGCCCGGAGAUCCGCGGUAUGCGCAAGGAGAUGCCAGAGCCUGUCAGCCUUCCCGCUGCUAUGGCUUCUUCCACUGAGGACCAAAAGACCCUCGGCGAGCACUAG